GGUUCACUGUCUCUUGGACUUCUCUCUCUAUCUUUCUCUCUCUAAUAAAGUUGCAUUAUUAGACAAUGAUUAGCUAGAGAAAAACUUUUAAUUACUAUUCCUCUUUCUUGGGUUUUGUCUGCUUUUCCCAAAAGCUUGCUCAUUUCUGAAGUAUAGAUAACAGUGUACUUGAUUCUCUGUUUUCCUUUUGAUGGGUUUAAAAGAUUGAGCAGAAUUGGUAGAAGUUGAGAAGGCAAACUCUGAACUGCGAAGCUUUAGCUCCCAUCAUAUUCAUUCCCCAUUCUGCUAUUAUUUUGCGAGUACAGUCCAUAAAAGAACAAUUCUUGAUAAAUCUAUCUGCUCUCCUACUCUCUUGAUCUCAAGUUUCUAUUAUGAAGAGGUUCAGUUCCCCGGAAUCAUUUGCUGCUUUACUCUCCAUCUCUUCUUCAAAAGAGGAAAAGACUACUCAAAAAUCAAACCAAGUAUACAGUAGAGAGUUUCAAGCAAUGUUGGAUAGUCUAGAAGAAGAAGACUGCACCGAGGAAACUACUCUUACAACAACUGAAAAGAAAAGAAGGUUAAGCAUGGAUCAAGUUAAGGCCUUAGAGAAGAAUUUUGAAGUAGAAAACAAGCUUGAGCCAGAGAGAAAGAUCAGAUUAGCAGAAGAAUUAGGUCUGCAACCAAGACAAGUGGCUAUUUGGUUCCAAAACCGCCGCGCCCGCUGGAAGACUAAGCAAUUGGAGAGAGAAUAUGUGACCCUUAAGACCAAUUAUGAAGCACUAAAACUUGAUUACAAUAAUCUUGAAAGAGAUAAUGAAUCUCUAAAUCUACAGCUAAAGGAAUUGAAAGCUAAGAUGAGGGAAGGAAAUGCAGAGAGCAGUCAGUCUGUCAAAGAAGAGUGUCCUGUUUCAGAAUCAGAGAACAAUGCUUCAGUUCAGAGUCAGAGUCAUGAAUUCAGUGACAAUAACAAUUCUAAUGGUUCCUUUAAAGACAAUAUCAGUGAUUUGUCUUCACAUACAUUGAUGAAUUGGAUUCAGUUAUCUGAUUCAAGAGCUAUUUUGGGUAAUGGUUAUCAAGUAUAUCAACCUCAUCUUGUGAAACUAGAAGAGCAUCAUAGUUUGUUUAAUAUUGAAGAGUCGUGCAAUUUCUUAUCAGUUGAUCAAGCUCCCACCUUGCACUGGCACUUCACUGAGCAGUAGAAGUAUUGCAGACAUUAGAAAGGAAUAAGUUGGUUUUUGGAGAUGCUGUAAAUUGGAACGUCAAUUUGAUUCUUCCAUUGCAACAAAGGGCGGGAACUGUGAAGUUUACUAUUUACCUCUGGUGUAAAAAAAAAAAAAUCAUAAUUUAAACAAUCACCAGUCUGGUUCAAGUCAAUAUUUAAGGCAUUGUCUUCCAAAGACCAAUUAUAUAUUCAAGUAAUGUUUCUUAGCAAUUUAUUAGAUUAUGAAAAGAAUCAAUGCUUUACAUUA
Molecule: messenger RNA, 1448 nt
Organism: Ricinus communis (castor bean)
Lineage: Eukaryota; Viridiplantae; Streptophyta; Magnoliopsida; Malpighiales; Euphorbiaceae
Product: homeobox-leucine zipper protein ATHB-6
Exons: 3
Coding region: 372-1178 (268 amino acids)
Biological process (GO): positive regulation of DNA-templated transcription
Cellular component (GO): nucleus
Molecular function (GO): sequence-specific DNA binding; DNA-binding transcription factor activity, RNA polymerase II-specific
Source: RefSeq, a predicted model, not a curated record